AUGAAGCAGAUCCUCAAGUCCGCAUACCAAUUCCCUCAUUGGCGAGCACGCAGAGCACGUUACUGUUCCCUCACGCCCGAAGACAAGCCGCCCAGCGCGAUACGAUUCGAGCACCUGGCAGCCAUGGUAGACGAAGCAAAGAGCCCGUGGAGGCGACGACCCAAACAGGUUGGACUUUCAAAAGCUGAGUAUUUUUACGCGUACAGAUCGACCCUUCGCGGUUGGGCUCGCACAGUCGCCGGGUGGGUCCAGCGCAGGGACCGCCUCAAAGACAGGCAAAGCGACGUAGACGCUGACCAUCUGCUGGACCUCGUGCUUCAACAGGGCGGACUGUGUGCAUAUUCUGGCGUACCGAUGGAACUGCUGAAGCAGAACUCGCACUGGAGGGUUUCCAUCGAGAGAAGAGAUACUCGUCAAGGAUAUGUCAGAGGGAACUGCUGCCUGAUUGCUGCCGAGUUCAAUUCAGCUGUGCACACAGGUACACCAUGCAACGACAAGUUUAAUUCCGCAGGGUCCGCACAGUGGUCCGAGGAAAAGGUUAAAGAGGUGCUACAUCUCCGAGCACAGCCAGUGCCAUUGGAGCAGCUGCAGGAAGACAUUGCGAUUGCAAGGCUGCGCCCUACCCGGACAGGCAGGAGCUGGUUCACGGGGUUUCGAGGACCAGAUGCAAAAGACAACUGGCGAUGUGGAAGUUGUGGCUUCUGGAAGCCGGCAGAGCGAUUCAGUAAGCGUGCUUCGGUCAGCACAGGCUUGUACAGUUGGUGCAAGAAAUGUCAGGCUUACUUGUCAUCGGUGCACUUUCGACCAAUGCGCGGCCAUGCGCUCUCGCUGCUGCGAAGCGCCCGACAGAGAGCUGCCACAGGCAGAUACUUUGGAAGUUUCAUGCUCGAGCUCGAUGAGGUUCUUGACAUGCUAUGGUUGCAGGGUGGACGAUGUUUCUACUCGGGCGUUCCUUUACAUUGUGCACCUGGCCCUGCUGACUGGGUCUGGUCCAUCGAGCGCUUGGAUAAUUCCGUCACAUACACCAAGGGGAACUGUGUAUUGAUCGCACGGGAGUUCCAGUCUAGCCUGCCAAGUUCUGUGCCAAACUUAGCGGACCUGCAGUCGGGUGUUCCGGAGAACGGAG
Molecule: messenger RNA, 1126 nt
Organism: Symbiodinium sp. CCMP2456
Lineage: Eukaryota; Dinophyceae; Suessiales; Symbiodiniaceae
Source: the annotation of a GenBank genome assembly